Messenger RNA from Closterium sp. Yama58-4, 1302 nucleotides. The record is from the annotation of a GenBank genome assembly. Lineage: Eukaryota; Viridiplantae; Streptophyta; Zygnematophyceae; Desmidiales; Closteriaceae.
AUGUGGAAACUCAACAGGCAGUGUGUUGGUGUCAAAGCGGCAUGGCUCAAGUCGAUUCGCAAGCUGACGCUGCAGCAGGUGGAUUUCGGGAGUCUGAGCUUCCAGCUUCUCCAGUCCAUCACGCCGCAGCUGCACGAGUUCACGCUCUAUGAGGAUGGCAACGUGCUUCGUGAACAUCCCCGCGUGCCCUCCACCAGCCGCCUCGCCUUCUCCCUCCCCAACGCCCGCCUCCUCCGUUUUCGCUUUGCCAGAACUGAGCUUCACCUCACCCUCUCUAUCUCCCCAGCAGAACUCAAGACUCUCUCAGUUGUGGCCAAACGGCUGGUCCUUUCCUGCAAGAGCACUGCCCCUCUCGCUCUCGACCACCUCUCGCUGUACUGCCAGGAGCGCCUCGACAUCUCCUCCCUUCGCCUCGCAUCCGCCCGGGUUGUCUACUUGGACGGACCUGCCAAUGACCAAGAGGGUUUCUCCUGGACCGAAUGGCUUGGCAUUAUAGCGCCAACAGUGGAGGUGCUUAUAGUGAGGCACGAGGUGCCUAUAAAGAAGGUCGAUGCAGAGUGGGGGAUGCUGCGGAGCCUUGGGAUUGUCGUGCCCCCAUGGGACAGGGAUGCCCGUGGAAACAACCAGAGUAUGGGAAUGGGCACAGAUGGUGGUGAGUGUGAGGAGCAUUUAGACGAUGGCAGGUUGCGGUUUUCUUGGGCCGAUGACCCGGGUUAUUUUAGCGAAGAGCCAGAUGAGGAAGUGGAUGAGGAUGACUAUUUGUUUGAUGAUGCUGCUGAUGAUGAGGAUGAUGCUGAUGAUGCUGAUGAUGAUGAUGCUGAUGAUGAUGAUGAAUAUGGUGGUGUUUAUGGUGUUGGUGGUUUUGGUGGUGAUGACUAUGACCGGCAGUUUUUGGAAAUGUAUGGUCCAGCCAUAAACGCCAAGAUAAGGGAACGGGAGCGGUUGCUGAAGGCCGUCUUCAAGCCACCGUCCAUCCGCGCUCCAAAUCUGCAGUUCCUCUUCUUCCCCACCCGCAAGGCGUGUAAUGCACCCACUCUGGCUGCACUGCGGCAGGACUACCCCGCCCUGGCGCUCUACUGUGUGGUGGACCGCUCCUUCUACUGGGAGAGGAAAGGGGUGCCUUUGAGCAAUGGGCCGCUGGAGCAUGUGAGGCAGGCUAAGAGCGGGGUGUGGGAUGAAGAAGAGGAGGAGAAGCGGCCCAAGAAUAUGAGGGAGGAGAUGCAUCACGUGAACAGGAAGCUGGUGGAGGGGUACUGUGCUGAGGAGGACCAGGUGUACGUGCUGCAGUACCAGCAGAAGUGA